AUGACUAUCAACGGCACCGCGCGAAACCCUCUCCCCCACGGUGUCUACGUGCCCACCGUCGCAUUCUUCAAGUCUGACGAGGAGGUCGAUAUCGAGACAGUGGAGAGACAUGCGACCUACCUCGCUCAAAGCGGCGUGACGGGACUCGUCACCCAGGGCAGCAAUGGCGAAGCUGUACACCUGGACCGCGAAGAGCGCAAAGCCAUCACAGCCGCCACCCGCCGCGCCGUCAACGCCGCCGGCUAUAGCAGCAUGCCCGUCAUCGCCGGCUGCGGCGCAGCCUCCACCCGUGAAACCAUUUUGUUCUGCCAGGAUGCCGCCGCCGCAGGAGCCGAUGCAGUCCUCGUCCUGCCGCCCAGCUACUACAAGUCGCUGGUGAGCACCGAGUCCAUGCACGCACACUUCUUGACCGUGGCGGAUGCUUCACCCGUCCCCGUGCUCAUCUAUAACUUCCCCGCCGUCCAAUCGGGUCUGGACCUUAGCUCAGACGAUAUCCUUGCUCUUGCUAAGCACCCCAAGAUUAUCGGUUGCAAGCUCACUUGCGGUAACACGGGCAAACUGGCUCGUAUUGCGGCAGCCAACCCUGAGUUCUUGACUUUCGGUGGCUCGGCCGAUUUCACUUUGCAGACGCUCGUUGCUGGCGGUGCGGGUAUCAUCGGUGGUUUGGCUAAUUUGAUUCCCCGCUCGUGUGUGCGCGUGAUGGAACUGUACCGUGCUGGAAAGGUUGAGGAGGCGCAGAAGCUGCAGGGCAUUGUUGCCCGCGCUGACUGGGCUGCUAUUCAUGGGGGAUUCAUUGCUGUCAAGAGUGGCUUGCAGUCCUACCGUGGAUAUGGUGGUCUUCCCCGACGGCCUUGUGUUGUGCCUGAUGCGAAGGCGGCGGCUGCUAUCCAGGAGGAGUUCCGGGAGGGGAUGGAAUUGGAGAAGUCGUUGGAAUCAAGAUAA
Molecule: messenger RNA, 942 nt
Organism: Penicillium bovifimosum
Lineage: Eukaryota; Fungi; Ascomycota; Eurotiomycetes; Eurotiales; Aspergillaceae
Product: dihydrodipicolinate synthase family protein
Exons: 1
Coding region: 1-942 (313 amino acids)
Molecular function (GO): 4-hydroxy-tetrahydrodipicolinate synthase activity
Source: RefSeq, a predicted model, not a curated record